AUGUCAAAGAUACCCAUCUUUCGUUAUCUCUUCACUGUCGUAACCCUCUUCUUUACCCAGUCUUAUGCGAUGCCUCCUCCCGCCAGUAUGUCAGCGCCCGCAGCCGCGCCUUCAGCCUCAGUCUCCUCCGUUGGGCAAUCUGGUGGCAGCGGAGGAGGAGUAUACAAUCAACUUAUCAUUUCGUACCGCGACAAUCUCUGCCUGUCCAUUGUAGGAGGCAAUAUCGCAUCGCCCAAAGAAGGUAUGGCGGUUCAGUCCCUCCCUUGUAAAUCCGCCACAACCUGGAAUGUCAAUCGUGGUCAAACGCUCAUCACGCUUGCGGCGGAUGUCUCGCUCGCGCUGGACGCGAAGGAUCUGGUAGAUCAUGGUGAAGUGACACUUCAGAAGACAAGCACAAACCUGCCAGAACAGACAUGGUAUUUUACCAACGACAAUUACAUCGCAGUGAUGAACUCCACGCAAUGCUUGGACGAAGGUGUCAAUGGAGUCCAGCUCUACACUUGUCAGACAAACAAUGAUAAUCAAGCGUGGUACGUCCUCCCUGCCGAAAACGCCCCCGACCCGAGCAUGACAUACACCGACGUGACUUCGACGCAAAGUGCAAGCGUUAGUACCGAUACGAGCUUGACCAUCAGUACCGGUAUCAGCACAAGUUCCAUGGCGAGCAUCAGUGUCAAUACGGCCAGCGCUGCUAGCCUCAGUGCCAGCGCUUCGGCAGCUCCCAGUGGCAGUGCCACCUCUCAACAGCUUAUCAAUGGUAUUCAGUGGAAUCCAUUCGCCUCGGACACCAGAAGUGGAUCUAUCGUGUCUUCCGCUGGAGCGAGCGCCACAUCAUCAGCAACAGCUUCCGGAUCUAUCUCCCCCAACAUGUGA
Messenger RNA from Kockovaella imperatae, 873 nucleotides. RefSeq names its product ricin B lectin domain-containing protein. The record is from RefSeq and is a predicted model, not a curated record. The coding region runs from base 1 to 873 and encodes 290 amino acids. NCBI's taxonomy places the organism in Eukaryota, Fungi, Basidiomycota, Tremellomycetes, Tremellales, Cuniculitremaceae. The transcript is spliced from 3 exons.